AUGAAAUUAACUGAACCUGUUACAGAACCUAAAUUACCUGUGGCCACACCUUCAUGAGCAAUGCAAUUGCAUGUGUAAGGUAGGAUCCAGUAGCAGCCACACUCGUGACUAUUGGAGCAGUUUACAUGCUGCUGCAGCAACGGCAACAGCAUUCUGCACUGAACAUUCAAGUUGCCAUUCAGCUCCAAACAUGGAGAGACUCUUGGCCCAGGAACAGAAAAUGCCAGGGCCAGCUAUAUCCCAGCAGACUUCCUAAUUUGGAGUGAAAUGGCAAUUUGCUUCCGGUCCUUUAUCUUUUCUUUGAUGCCACUUUUUGUGUCAGGUGUGUUACUGCCAGCUCCUCGGAACAUCACGAUCCUGUCCACUAAUAUGAAGCACUUUCUAGUAUGGAGCCCAGUGACGGUGCCUGGAGAAGCUGUAAAAUAUUCCGUCGAGUUUCAAGGAGAAUAUGAGAGAGACUACGCCAACGACAGCUGGAUUCCCAUUGGAGAGUGUACGGGCAUUAGUGUUACUCAGUGUGAUAUCACAGAAGACAUUUCUGCCACUGUGCCAUACGAUCUACGUGUCAGGGCAGGUGUGGGGACCCAGGCUUCACACUGGGCCACUCUCAGUGGCUUCUUCAAUCGUGUCACAACCUCCCUCAUUCCACCUAUGUUGACUGUCACAGCUGAUGGAUAUCAUUUGCUAGUGGAACUUGAGCGACUAGGACCUGCCUUUGAAUUCUGGAUAUAUUACUGGAAGAAGGGCCAAGGGCACAAGGUGUAUCGCAAAGUGGUGAAAGACAGCAGCACUACGUUACAUAUGGACACCAUGGAAGCUGGCACUGAAUACUGUGUUAAAGCCCAGACCUAUGUUGAAGCCAUAAACCGGAGCAGCAAUUUCAGCCAGGUGCAGUGUGUGAGGGCCGAAGGCAAAGCCAUAUUGGUCACCUUCGCCCCACUCUUCUUGGUUAUCUCUGUUGUGGCUGUUUUGGCCCUUCUUUGGGUUGCCUGGAAAACAUGUCAGAUCUGCCAGUAUUCCUGCUGCCCGAACGAGAGCCUUCCGGACACUUUGAAAGUAACAGAAUCACCUGCUAGGCUACUAAAUUACAGGGGAGAGGAGACAGAGAAAUGCGAUGAGUCUGUGCAAGUGCUACCCCCUGAAGAGCUUCUCCGCUUGUGGAUUCAUGAAACUCUUUAAUAUCACACCAAGGACACAAUCUGCAAGAUGAGACUGCAGUGCUGCUCUCCUUUUUGCCUCUCCGAGUAAGGCACACACACAGGGCACGCACACACAUGUAGCUUUCCUCCCCUAACAACACAAGGACAGAAAAUUGAGGAUUUGCUUUCUUCAAAGGGAAAGGCAUCAUGUGGCCAGCAAGACGGGUUCCCGUGCUGAGGGUUUCACAGAGAGGGCUGGAGCUGACGCAUUCAUCCUUGUCUGACAGAGAACAGCAGCCAAGCUCAUGGAUAGCCACAGAGGCUGUGAUCCUAGCUGCUUAUCAUCAUCUGCUUAACUGAGAGUUAAAAGACCUUGGGCUGAUUACAAUUUGCUGGGUUUGGGUUUUUAACAUAAAGGUGCAGUGCUAGAAGG
This is a messenger RNA of Lacerta agilis (Sand lizard), 1572 nucleotides long. It is a transcript of the gene IL20RB, whose product is annotated as interleukin 20 receptor subunit beta. The record is from RefSeq and is a predicted model, not a curated record. NCBI's taxonomy places the organism in Eukaryota, Metazoa, Chordata, Lepidosauria, Squamata, Lacertidae. The transcript is spliced from 7 exons. Gene Ontology annotation, molecular function: interleukin-20 binding. The coding region runs from base 268 to 1179 and encodes 303 amino acids.